Molecule: messenger RNA, 1227 nt
Organism: Aspergillus puulaauensis
Lineage: Eukaryota; Fungi; Ascomycota; Eurotiomycetes; Eurotiales; Aspergillaceae
Product: aromatic ring-hydroxylating oxygenase subunit alpha
Exons: 3
Coding region: 1-1227 (408 amino acids)
Molecular function (GO): iron ion binding; 2 iron, 2 sulfur cluster binding
Source: RefSeq, a predicted model, not a curated record
AUGAACCGCCUCUUCGGAUACGCACAACCAGCGAAACCCAAGAACGACAACGCCACCCUGCCAAAUCUGCCCUCAUCAUGGUAUCGCUCGGAAGCCAUGUACAGCCUCGAGCGCCGGGCCAUCUACUCCAAGAAAUGGGUGCUUGUCUCACAUGAAGUGCGAUUCCCCGAGCCAGGAACAUACCUGCAGCUGCAAGAAGCCGGGUUCGCAUUCUUCCUCAUUCGAGAUCGCCAGGGGAAGAUAAACGGCUUUCAUAACGUCUGUCGGCAUCGCGCGUUUCCUGUUGUGCAGGAGAAGACGGGUAAGGCGAGUAUCCUGUCAUGUCAAUAUCAUGGCUGGUCCUAUGGAUUAAACGGAAAGCUCUCAAAGGCACCUCGAUACCAGGAGCUUGAGGGGUUCGAGAAAGAGAAGAACGGGCUAUUCCCUAUCCACGUCCAUAUCGACAAGCUCGGCUUCAUCUGGGUGAACCUCGACGCCGCGGAAACCCCAACUAUACCAUGGGAAGACGACUUCGCCGGCGUGGACGAGCAACCGCGUCUUAAACCAUUUGACUUUUCGCAAUACAGGUUCGAUCAUACCUGGGAUAUGGUUGGCGACUACAACUGGAAGACAUUGGCAGAUAACUACAACGAGUGCUACCACUGCCCAACCGGGCACCCAGGGAUUGUCCAAUUUACCGAUUUGGGAAAAUACUGGGUCGAAACAAAAGCUGGGCAUAUCCAGCAUCACAACACAGACCGGCCUGAUCACGAGGGCAUGGGGAUCAUCAGUACAUUCUACUUCCCUAAUGCGUCCAUGACCGUGUCCAAGGAUUUCUUCUACAUCAUGCGGUGCGUUCCAGUUUCUGCGGCGCAAACACACAUGGAGUACGAGGUGUACCGGCACAAAGACGCUACCGAUGAAGCGUUUGACGGUAUCAACAAGAUAUUCAAGCAGGUUCUAAAGGAAGAUAAGGACUUGUGUAAUGCAGCGCAGAAGAACUUGAACGUCGGGGUAUAUGUGCAUGGGAACUUGCAUCCACAGCACGAAAAGGGUCCGUUGUUUUUCCAGAAGACUGUCAAGGAUUUGGUGGUGGGACACCAUGAGUCGGAGGAGAAACUGGGAAAGGAAAUAUGGCCUGCAGCGCCUGUCUUGGAUAUGGACAGUCGGCUGACGGAGGAGGUGGACUUUUGUCGAAAGCUUGACUGUCAGGAUAAUACUGGUGGUAAUAGUCCAUUGGCCUGGUAG